CAUUGUAAAAUCCUUCGUUUAGUUUUGGACCAAUACAUCAUCUUCAGUGAACGUACUCUCGAACGUUCUUUAUCUUUCAAUUAUACGUCUGAGUGAACCUCAAAGACGAACGCUUCAAUCCCGAUGAUGAUUGUGACUGUGAGUGCUACUAUCAGGCUACGUGCAUGGCCCAUUCUCAUUCCUGUUCGUAGUGGAACCGUUCAUCUAUUGAUUAUACCAGCACUAGGAACUAGAUCCGAGGUCUUACAGUAUUGGUACCAGUUUCAGAAUUCAUGUACUUCUUCAGCCUCUCUAUACCGAUUCGUUCUUCCCCUAAGCCCCGAGCCAGAACCAGGGCUCACCCCGGUAACAUGAGAAGCGACCGGUUAAGCUUGAAGUGUUCUCGAGAUAAUGCGCAGAUAAUGAAUGUGCAGCUACAAUACCAUAAUAAUCUGCUUGCUUGAUCAAGGAGGAGCACUGGC
Molecule: messenger RNA, 461 nt
Organism: Suillus fuscotomentosus
Lineage: Eukaryota; Fungi; Basidiomycota; Agaricomycetes; Boletales; Suillaceae
Exons: 1
Coding region: 124-354 (76 amino acids)
Source: RefSeq, a predicted model, not a curated record